AUGAAAGAGCUCGAAGCAGGAAUCGACUUUGCAUCUCGAAUUGAAAGUGGAAUUCAAAGCAUAAAUUCAAAACGGGGAUUCCAACCAGGGACUGGAAUCGGGAACGCGAAGGAGCAAGUCGAAGAGGAGGUCAGUUGGGAAUUCAAAGCUGGGAUUAACAGGCAGGAGUUCAUGGUAGGAAUUCAAGGUAGGAAUUCAAAGCAGGGAUUUACAGGCAGGAAUUCAUGGGUACCAACUGAAUUAAUACCCAUGAUUAACAAGCCGGGAAGUCUCAAAGGCGGACCCCCCACAGCCAAAGGGACUUUUCCACACGUCCUUUUAGCACGUCACAGUCUAUCGAACUUCAUCGUCAACACAGGCACAGAGAAGCGGUUUUCUACUUACGCAUCGACGUCCUUGGGAGAGAUCCUGGGCAUCUCGGGGGCGCUUCUGGUCACCAUCGUCGCCUCGGCCGCCUUCCUCUGCUGUGCCUGCGGCGUCACCAUCGUCGUCUGGGUCUACAGGAGGAACCGCGCGCUUCAGAGGCCGCAGCCGCCGCAGACGCAGCCAGCUUAUCCGGUAGAAAUCGGCGGGAAUUUCGGGACAAACGGCACGUUCAGCAGCCUCCUCGUCGAGAAACCGCCGCCUUACCCCGGGGCGCCGCAACACACAUCCGUCAUUCCCCCCGUUUAUUCAGUUAUGCCUCAGUUCCCAAACACUCAAAAAAGGUACGCGAAAGGCAACUUCCGGGGGCAGCUACUCACUGGGAACCGUUCUCUCUCAAGGGUACGAGUCCGGGAAACCUGGUUCGCCCUGCGUUCGGGGUGGGGUGCAGUACGCGACGGCUGCGCACCAUCGCUCGCUCCUUCCAGUGUCCGUGAGGGCGUCAGGCUCCGAGAGCGACGUCUCCUCCACGCAGAAGGAAGAGUGGUUUGUAUAGGUGCAGCUAUAAUUAGCGUAUGAAUCUCCCUGGACGCAGGGUGGGCCUUGAGCUGUCUGCAAGGUGCCCCCAGGCAGACAGACCUCUAUCUUUCACCUCUCUCUCUCUUUUCCCCGUCUUUUCCUCAGUCUUGGCUCUCUCUCUCUCUCUCUCUCUCUGUUUUAUAUAGGUUAUAUAUCAUAGUUUCUUAUUGUAUCUUGAUGUAGCAUCAUCCCCCAAUCCUUUGUAUAAUGGAUGACCCUGAAUAGAGACAGGUUUCCGAUACCGAUGUCAUUAUACCUCAAAUUAGCAUUUUUAGAUUGAUUUUUUUUUUCUUUUUCUUUUUCUGUUCUGUUAUUGUUUUUUUUUUUUUUUAUAGCAAUGAGGUUCUCUUCAUGAAGUCUAAUAUUAAAGUAAUUAGUUAUAUAUUUUUGUUAAAAUUAUUCCUUCUCUAUUUUAUAUUUGGAAUAGUUUUUCAUUUGCCUUGUAAUGCUUAGGAAUUGAAUUGGUAUGAAAUUUCAACUUGAAACAUUUCAUAUAUAAAAAAAAAGAUCCUGCUUUACUCAUGGAACAAAAUUCCAUAAGCAAAUGUACACUAAGAUAGAUUGUGUAGUUCUUUAGAGAGCAUAAUUGUUCCAAAAGGCAUUUUGAUAUAUGAUGCUAAUGUUCCAUCUGUUAAUUUUUUUAGUAGCUUUGUUUGUAAUGAAUUAGCAAAUUCAUUUCGACAUUACACAUUUUCUAUUGUACAAUACUAUAUUUCUAGUACAGUACGAGCGCCAUAGGCAUUUCAUCAGUAGUCUAUUAUGAUAAAAAGGUUGACAUACAUGGUAUAAGAUUUCCCGUAAAAUAUCACUCAUAUAAAUAGACACUAUUCAAAAUGAUGUUUAUGUGUCACUUAUCCAUAUAGAAUGACUGCUUAAAGUUUCAUUUCUAUCUUGGUCAAAAUGCUCUCUUAAAAAUAUAUCUUAAAAAGAGAAGAAAUUGAAGUAAUAUUAUGAACAAGUAGGUCAAAAUCAGUAGCAAUAUAAUUCAAUAAUUAAGAUCAAACUUGUGUUCUUGAUACAUUUGAAAAAAUAUACAAAAAUCCACUUACCUUGAACUUGACAUUAUGUUAAUCUUUUUAUCAAUCCCAUGAUAGAUAAAGGCGCCAACAGUACCUAAUAGGUUAUUCAGUUGAUAUUUUAUAGAACAAUUGUUUCCUAUGUAUAGAUAUAAAACUGUCAUGAAAUAUUUUUGGUCAGAUGUGAUUGAAAUAUUGACAGAACAGUACAUUAUAUCUAUAGCAUGUCUUUACUAUCUGUGAAAAUGAAAGCAUUGAUGAGAAAAUAGUGUAUUUACUGAAUUUAGCACAAAUAACACAUUUUAACAUCAUACUCUUAUGGAGGUUUACAAGACGAUUUUGUGGAGUUCAUAUAGCAUAAUAUUUCCAUACAGAGAAGUGGUAACCAUGUAUAAUAUUGUGAAGACCAUGUACUUGUAAUGUAAAGCCUGCCUACAUAAUAAUAUAUGGUGCACUUAUUUGCAUUCAGCAGAUAUAAGUGCACGUGGACACACACACACACACACACACACACACACACACACACACACACACACACACACACACACACACACACACACACACACACACACACACACACACA
Molecule: messenger RNA, 2541 nt
Organism: Penaeus chinensis
Lineage: Eukaryota; Metazoa; Arthropoda; Malacostraca; Decapoda; Penaeidae
Exons: 9
Coding region: 1-942 (313 amino acids)
Source: RefSeq, a predicted model, not a curated record